This is a messenger RNA of Entelurus aequoreus (snake pipefish), 1157 nucleotides long. Its product is annotated as zinc finger protein 3 homolog. The transcript is spliced from 3 exons. Bases 267 to 1157 code for a protein of 296 amino acids. The record is from RefSeq and is a predicted model, not a curated record. Lineage: Eukaryota; Metazoa; Chordata; Actinopteri; Syngnathiformes; Syngnathidae.
CGGAGAAUGGCUAGGCGCGGGCAUUAUAGUCCUGUAUUUUUAAUUAGUGCAUACAUGUACACAUAUAUGCUGUCUAAAAGAUUAUACUUUGUUAGUAAUUGUUUGUAUUCGGAUACAUUAGUCUGAGCGUACGAUGGCACGUCUCGUGCUAGCUUAGUUUGCUAGUUAGCUUAGCUUGUUAGCCGCUAACAAAGAGACGUGGAAGUUCUCAACACAUCGCUAAGCAGAGAUCAAGUGUGAGUGUAAAGUGUUGUGAUUGUGUGAAAAUGUGCGAAAGAACGAUAGCAGAGUACGAGGAGAAACUGUGUCCAACAAAAGAAGAGAAUGAGGGGGACGAUGUUUUCAAGAAGCAUCAAAUUGUUACACACCGAACAGACAUCCAGCAGCCCCCCCACGUUAAAGAGGAAGAUCUACAUCCCCUUUUGUUAAAAGAGGAGGAUGCAGAGCCAUCCCACAUUAAAGAGGAAGAGAAGGAAGUGUGGAUUACUCAGGAGGAAGAGUGUCUCCUUGGGCAGGAGGGGGCUGAUCUCACCAAGUUCCCACUGACUAUUGUCUCUGUGAAGACUGAAGACCAUGAAGACAAACCACCUGAGUCCUCACAGCUUCAUCACAGUCCAAAUCUCUGUGAAUAUCAUAUUCUCCCUGAGCACCAGGAGUGGAGCUUCAGGAUGAAGCAGGAGGAGCCACAGACCUCCCACGUUAAGGAGGAAGACGAAGCGUCACAGACUCCUCUCGUUAAAAACGAAGAGGAAGACCCACGGACCCCCCACAUCAAAGAGGAAGAGGAGGAAAUCAGCAUCAGUCAGGAGGGAGAGCAUCUUAAAUGGUUGGAGGAGUUCCCAGUGAUUGGUGUGAUUGUGAAGAGUGAAGAUUAUGAGGUAAAAGUUGAAAGUGAGGAGAAGAGAGGGGUGGAGCCUUCAAGCAGCAGCUCAAUUCAACACAUGACAACAGAAGCUGAUGGAGACCACACUGAGGAUGAAGACUCUAAAGCUGAUAAGACGUGUCACACUGACAACACAUGCUUAAAAUGUUCUCACUGUGACAAAACUUUUCAACGCCCUAGUGGUCUUAAAAGACACAUGAGAAUACACACUGGAGAAAAAACCCUUUUCCCUGCUCAGAAUGCGGUAAAAGUUUUUUACGAAAAUAUGUGUUGA